CUUGCCAUCAACUUUUCAACUUGUCACUCAUCGACACAACUUGCGUUUCCACCGUGUUCUUACAGUGCCCACAUCAUAUCUCUGUAUGGUACAUUGCGCUACACUGUGUAUAGCUAUGUGUGUCUGCACCAUGGUGGGCCUUCACGCGUACGGUUCAAGCUUCGCGUUGCGUUCGAACGGUACCAAGGCGUUUAGCAUUCGUUAUGCGAAUGGUAUUAUUCCUUUCGGCUUGAAUUAUGCUACCCACAUGUUAAUUUAUUACUGACUAGUAUCCUUAUUCUUGGCAGUCACGAUCCUGUCGACAACUGGCGAGCCCUAGAGUUAUGCAGAUGCCUCCGUCUUCCGAGUCCAGGAAAUG
Messenger RNA from Suillus discolor, 358 nucleotides. RefSeq lists its product as uncharacterized. NCBI's taxonomy places the organism in Eukaryota, Fungi, Basidiomycota, Agaricomycetes, Boletales, Suillaceae. The coding region runs from base 86 to 265 and encodes 59 amino acids. The record is from RefSeq and is a predicted model, not a curated record. The transcript has a single exon.